Messenger RNA from Brassica rapa (field mustard), 1671 nucleotides. RefSeq lists its product as uncharacterized. The record is from RefSeq and is a predicted model, not a curated record. NCBI's taxonomy places the organism in Eukaryota, Viridiplantae, Streptophyta, Magnoliopsida, Brassicales, Brassicaceae. Gene Ontology annotation, molecular function: zinc ion binding; nucleic acid binding; aspartic-type endopeptidase activity. Gene Ontology annotation, biological process: proteolysis.
AUGACUGAGGCACUUGGUAACCAAGGCAGGCGUACUCAACCCCCUGAAGUUUCCAAGUUAUUAUCUACCAUGAAGAACAUUGGAUCCUACAAUUUCAAAGGAGGAUCCGAUCCUAUUGAGGCCGACAAGUGGAUUACUAUGAUGGAGAAGAAUUUUGAAGCCAUGGAGUGCCCGGAGGAGUACAAGAGGAAGAUUGCUGUGUACUACUUGGAAGGAGACGCCACAAGAUGGUGGGAUAGCAUAGACAGGCAGCGUGGACACACCAUCACAUCAUGGGAGUCGUUCAAGGGAGAUUUUGAGAGGAAGUAUUUUCCUCCAGAAGCGAAGCAGGGAUUGGAGCGCCAGUUCAUGAACCUUGUUCAAGGAGAUAGGCCAGUCAGGAGCUACGAAUCUGAGUUCACAAGGUUGAGGCGACAUGUUUUCGAUGGGUGUGAAGAUGAACCAACUAUGAUCCGUAACUUUAUGUACGGAUUGAAGCCGGAGCUUGGAAGUCGUUUAGCUGGAAGCAACUUUAGCAGCUUAUCGGAUCUGGUAGAAAAGGCUGUUAAUUUUGAGACUGUAUUGGAGGCUGAAAGGAAGACCUUACCACAUUCUGGUGGACACACCAAGUUUAGCCAAGGAGAAAGGCCAAAUUUCAACAAGGGUCCAAGAUCUUACAAAGGCAAAGGGCGAGGCUUUGGAAGCCAAGCCAACAAUCGUGGUAACACUGGAGUGUGUUACAUAUGUGAUCAACCGGGACAUAUUUCUAAGUUUUGUCCCAACAGACAACGGAGUAACCAGCAAGGUUAUUCAUCGCUGAGGAUGGAAGAUGUUACUUGUUUCUUUUGUGGAAGGAAGGGCCAUUUUGCAUUGUCAUGUCCAAACAAGCCAAUCCAUGCGACCCCUCUCGCGAUCCGAACUCCUCCUAGCCGUCCAGCUAUUGAGCCAGCACCAAAGAAACAAAACCUAGGAGGUAGGGUUUAUGCCUUAGGUGUAGAAAACCCAGACAAUGCAGGACCGUCAAGCGGUCCCAUCACAGGAACCAUACAUGUUGCUGGUAAACCCACACAUGUAUUGUUCGACUCGGGGGCAACACAUAGUUUUGUGACCCCUGAAGUAGCUGCCCGGUUUUGGGAUUGUUUUGUGGUUGACAGGAUAGACGUGGCCGUCUUGACCCCCGCAGACCGAACCCUUCAAGCAAAUCAGUGUAUCAAGAAUGUUCCAUUGGUCAUUCAAGGCAAAGAGUUUGUGCCAGAUCUGUUAGUCGUGCCUUUGAAAGGGUACGAGGUAAUCCUUGGAAUGGAUUGGUUAUCGAGCUAUGGAGUUCAGAUCGACUGUGGAAAAGGAAGGUUGUUGUUUGGCAGAGUUAUGCCCUUUGGUCUCACGAAUGCCCCUGCGGCUUUCAUGCGCUUGAUGAAUGAAGUGUUUCACGACUACCUUGAUAAGUUUGUGAUCAUUUUCAUUGACGACAUCCUGGUGUACUCGAGAAGUAAGGACGAGCACAGAGAGCAUCUGAGACUGGUUAUGGAGAGGUUACGGAAUCAGAAGCUAUUUGCCAAGUUCAGCAAGUGCUCGUUUUGGAAGAGAGAGUUAAAAUUUCUGGGUCACAUAGUAUCAGGAGAGGGCGUGGCUGCUGAUCCAGAAAAGGUCCAAGCCAUACAAGAAUGGCCUCGACCUACCAUUGUGACAGAA